CCAUGACUUCGUUCUUCAUCAGCACGACUUAGUGGUCCUAUUAAAAAUACAUAUAAUAUAUUCAAUCACAAAAAUGGGCAACGCGUCCUACAGCGCUGGUGCAAGCAGCAUCGAUGAGGUGUGUGCUUUCGCGGAGUCUCUAGGGGUUCUCUGCUCUAGGCAAGUCGGUCUCGGAGAAGAAGCGGUUUGGGUGCCCAUCGUCUGCUCAACCGAAAUAUCUUUGCUGGACCUGUUUGAAUGCCUCAGAGACCAAGAUUUGGAACGUUUGCGGACACAUGGCAAUAAUCUAGAGCAUUUCUGUCGACAUCUGGUGACUGCCUUGGGGGCUUUGGUGGAUGGAGUUGAUACCACGACUUCGACUUCGACAAAUAAGACAAAUAAAAGUUCUUCAAUUAAAAAUAUAUACAAGGAGUUUCAAGCAGGAUGGCGCUUGAAAAGGAGGGGAGGUGCGACAGCAGGGUCGCCAGGACCUUCGAACAAAGCUGUUGUAGUAGGAGCUGCAAGUCGCGGCGCGCCGAAGCCAGAGGAGCUGAAAAGGGAUGUACUAGAUGCCCAUCUCACCUCCGCUCAAUCCCUUGUUGCUGCUAGAAUCCUCACUCGGGUUUUACCAUUCGUGUUACAAAAAGCAACUGAACAAGACAAUGGUCCGCCCUGUGAACAGACAUUGCUGUGGGGAGCAGCGGCUAUUGUGUCCCCCACUCCCUCUCCAGAAGCAGGAGGAACAUCAGCAGAAGAAAUAUUGCCUACAUCUACUUCACCUUCAAGACGCCGUUCGAACCCUGGUUUGCAGAUUGUGACUGCGUUGUCGUCAUCGUCGGUAGAUGGAGGAGGAGAGAGUUGUAGAUUGGGAUCGACGAAGGAAGAUGCGGGCGGGACAACAUCCGCGGCUGAUACGGCACUGGAAAACGCUGGUAACCCAAAUUAUCCUGCUGGUGUUCAUCUUGCAGGAACUCCUAGCAAAAUGAAUCGAGCUGCUGUUUCUGCUCUUGGCUGGGAGCUGCUGCAAAUUUUGUCCCGAUUGCUAUUUCUAGAGGACUUCACAGUCCGAGCGCCGGAUGGUAGUCAGCCUCUGCGGAGAAACCCGAAAUUGACUCCCAGUGAACGCGAAAGACUACGUACUUCUGGAUCGAGUUCGUUGGCGGGCACACCAAGAGCGGCGCGGACAAACGAGGAAGCAGGAAACACAGGCAAGGUGGACGAUGACAAUUCCAUUCUUAAGGGUACAAGAAAUCUCCCAUUUUUUUCAGAGGUACAAGAAAUCUCCCAUUUAUUUCAGAGGCAUCUUGGUCCCGUUUUCAUUUCUAACAUUCUCGUGCCUCAAUUCGAGCAAGUCGAUCCGCGCUUACUCUGGCGCGCAGGCGUUGGGGUGA
This is a messenger RNA of Amoebophrya sp. A25, 1370 nucleotides long. The record is from the annotation of a GenBank genome assembly. Lineage: Eukaryota; Dinophyceae; Syndiniales; Amoebophryaceae.